Molecule: messenger RNA, 774 nt
Organism: Diatraea saccharalis (sugarcane borer)
Lineage: Eukaryota; Metazoa; Arthropoda; Insecta; Lepidoptera; Crambidae
Source: the annotation of a GenBank genome assembly
AUGAGACCAGUGCUACCAAUAAUGUCAAACAAGAAGUUCAUCUUCUGCUUUUGCCUCGCAUAUGUUGCGAGAAUCGCGUCGCCGGCGCCGGCCGAGGGAUUCGUGUUCCCCGACGAUCGAAGGGAGAGAAAGUUGGAGCCGAUCAUCACGCCGCCUGUGUUACCCGUGCUGGAGCAUUUGGAGCGUGAUCCCAGUACGUUGUUACCGAACGAAAGGAGUAACAGCCCUCGGACUAACACUGUGAAACCCCGAUUCGGUGGUGGAUUCAACGUGCGCCCUGGUAAUGGAGGACUGACUGCUAGUGUCAGCAGUAGCGGCAGCUUCGGUGGGGCCAGUCAGUCAGCCUCACAGUCUUUCUCGUUUGGAUUCAACAAUGGCUUUAGCGCUUCGCAAUCGGCGAGUCAAGCGGCGUCGUUUGGCGGUUUUGGAAGUUUCAGUGGCAGUCAGGCGAGCAGCCAAGCAGCCUCAUUCGGCGGUUCUGGUUUAUCCGGAGCGGCAUCUUCAUCGUCAGCGCUCUCAGGAGGCUUCGGUGGUCCAACUGGCAGCCAGAGCGCUUCUUCAGCGUUCGGAUUCAAUUCACUCAAUGGAUUCCCUCAUAGCGAUACUGGAUUCAACGAUCCUGUAUUUGAUAUUCGCCACCGGGGAGUGCCCAAUUUUCCCUUCCCGACAUUCACGGGGAGAAGCAAGGGCAUCGGCGCAGCAGCCUUUAAAUCAACGAAGUUCCCCUCCCAAAGAAACGGAGACGAUUUUGUAGCCGUACUCGUUUCAAAUUAA